UGCCGGACCGUAUCGCAUUCGGAAGCAACAUAUGCAUGGGAAAUCGGAAUUUGAGGUUAAGAGGGUGUUGGAGGAGAUCCGGGAGGACCGGAAGAGUGCUGGGGGUGGAGAGGAUGGGUGGUUGUUCUUCUUGGCUGUGGUUGAGGUGGCGCAUAACGAGACUAUUCUGGUCUUUGAUGCUGGUAAAUGAGAUUUCCAGCACAUUGUCAUGCUUCGAAAGGACGCUGACAGCUAAUAUCGUCGCCCAUUUUCCUUGUAGACUCACUAUUGAUGGAUUCACAAUCCAUGCUCCUACUCUCGCGUCAGCUCGCCAUCGGCUACUACGAAGGCCCGUACGCCAUCCCUAGCGGACCAGACUUCUCCUACGCCGAGUACACCCGCAUCAUCGCAGCCCGACAGGCAGACUCGGACAUCGCCCGAAAGGAAAGAGCAUACUGGUUCUCGCGACUCGACACGCUUCCCGGCCCCUUGAGACUUCCUCACAAGAACGGUGCGACCAUGACUGUCCAACAUCCCGGAUUCCGCAACCAACUCCACCGGAUCGACAGCGCUCGAUGGGCAGCAGUUCGCCACCAGAUCACCUCACGGGGUCUAGAGCCGUCAACCGUGCUCAUGGUGGUAUUCGCCGAGAUGUUGAGCAUGCAGUCCGGCCAAAACCAUUUCUGCUUCAAUGUGAAAUUUCAGGACCGCGUUCGUGGCAUUCACGAUGAGGUUGAUGAUAUCGUUGGCAAUUUCGACGCUGCGAUGCUUGCGGAGAUGGACUUUAGGGAUGGUGGGGAGAUGUUGGUGCAGAGGGCUAGGAGGGUUCAGAAGAUGGUGUUGGAGGAUCUUGCGCAUUCGAGCCUCGUCACUGCGACACAGGUUACGGCCGAACUGAACAAACGACGUGAUACCCCCCACAAGACUUACUCUCCCGUGACAUUCGAGAGCAAGUUCCCCUUGGUGCGCAAGCUGAAGAAAAUGGACUCUCAAGACCGCAUGUUCCUGUUUGAGCCUCUCGUCGAGGAGAACGUUACAUACCACAAUCACGCUACCGCCGGCAUGGAGCUGGACCAUCAGGUAAGGACGCCCGUCAUAAUACCAGGCAUAUGCCGCGAUUGUCACUGACUCGUAGUCUACUUUUACGCCACCAGGUUGCAGAAGACGACGCCGGCAGGCUCGUAAUGAACUUUGACUUCAUCCGGAACGUCUUCCCGCAGGAUUCCAUCACGGACAUGACGGCUUGGUACAUCGAAACGAUUCGCAGUCUCGGCGACAGCGAGGCCUGGAGCAAGCCUUCGAUGGCGCGGAUGAAGUCUAACGUGCCA
Fimicolochytrium jonesii is the source of this 1307-nucleotide messenger RNA. RefSeq lists its product as uncharacterized. Gene Ontology annotation, molecular function: catalytic activity. The coding region runs from base 271 to 1107 and encodes 278 amino acids. The record is from RefSeq and is a predicted model, not a curated record. The transcript has 2 exons. NCBI's taxonomy places the organism in Eukaryota, Fungi, Chytridiomycota, Chytridiomycetes, Spizellomycetales, Powellomycetaceae.